AUGGAGCGUGAUCACAUUGCCUUGACAACUAAUGAAAAAAUCAUGGUUAUGUCAAUUUACAAUUACUUUCAAAAAAGUAUACAUUACCAAAAUACUAAUCUUCACAAGGAAGUUGUCUUGGUAACAGGAAUUGUACAAAAAUACUGGGAAGCAAUUGAAGUUGAAAUUAAUGACAAAAGUAAUGAUGAUUACAAUGAAGACCUAGAUACUUCAGAAUCAGAUUUAGACUAA
This is a messenger RNA of Dentiscutata erythropus, 231 nucleotides long. The record is from the annotation of a GenBank genome assembly. Lineage: Eukaryota; Fungi; Glomeromycota; Glomeromycetes; Diversisporales; Gigasporaceae.